Seminavis robusta is the source of this 942-nucleotide messenger RNA. Lineage: Eukaryota; Bacillariophyta; Bacillariophyceae; Naviculales; Naviculaceae. The record is from the annotation of a GenBank genome assembly.
AUGGUGACCGUAUCCGAUCCUCCUGUUGAAGAUUUCAUUGACAGCCACAACCGUGCUGCCGAGAAGAUUGCUGCUACCAGAGCCGCCGCCACCAAGAAGAAGACUAACGAGGAAUCCGAUGAAGAUGACUCCGAGGACGAGGAGGAUACUUCGAAGAAGCCCAAAGGGAAGAAAGGAGUGACCAUUGCCUUCCCUGGUGGACGUGGCAGUGGACGAGGCGGCCGUGGCCGUGGUCGUGGACGAGGCGGCGGCCGUGGCCGUGGUCGUGGCCGUGGCAGGAAGAAUGGUAAAGCCAAAGCCAAUCAUGACGACAUCAAAGCUGAAGGAGAAGCAAAAAAGAGGGAUGCAAAAUAUGACAAGAUCGAUGACUACUGUCUUUCCCGUGCCGUUGCGAAUGUGACAUGCAAUCUCAAGAAGGGAGCCAAGGAAAAGGGCAAAGUGUACUGGCAGAACAUCGCCGACAAAUUUGAAGAGAUCCGUGCUACGGAUUUUCCCGACAGGCCCAAAAGGACUUGGGAAUCUUGCUACAACCGUUGGACCCGGCAUAUCCUCAAAUCAAUGAAUCUUUUCAUUCCUUGCUACCGCCACGUGAAGAAGAAUCCCAAGUCUGGCUGGGCGAAUGAAAAAGACUUUAUUGAAGCUGCGAGAGAGGAAUACAUGGACAAGCAUGACGCUGUAUUCAAAUUUGAACCGUGCCUGGAAGUAUUGAAGUCCCUUCCCCGUUUUGAUCCAAAUUUGACGGCAGAGGAGGCCGCUACACAGGAGGAACGCGUCGUUGAAUUGGCCGACAGUGGCGAUGAAAAAGGAGCCACGGAACAGCCAACAACCGGCAACAACACGGCUGAAGUUGCUUCUGUCAUGGGCUCUACUAUACGCUCGGCCUCCCGGUACCAAAGCUUUCAAGGAACAGCAAAAGAAAAUUAUGUUGGAGGGUAUCUCUGA